Messenger RNA from Elephantulus edwardii (Cape elephant shrew), 1236 nucleotides. It is a transcript of the gene EVL, whose product is annotated as Enah/Vasp-like. Gene Ontology annotation, cellular component: cytoskeleton. Lineage: Eukaryota; Metazoa; Chordata; Mammalia; Macroscelidea; Macroscelididae. The transcript has 13 exons. The coding region runs from base 31 to 1236 and encodes 401 amino acids. Gene Ontology annotation, molecular function: profilin binding; actin binding; SH3 domain binding. Gene Ontology annotation, biological process: actin polymerization or depolymerization; protein homotetramerization; positive regulation of actin filament polymerization. The record is from RefSeq and is a predicted model, not a curated record.
CAGAGUAUCUGCCAAGCUCGGGCGUCCGUGAUGGUCUACGAUGACACCAGUAAGAAAUGGAUACCAAUCAAACCUGGCCAGCAGGGGUUUAGCCGCAUCAACAUCUACCACAACACUGCCAGCAACACCUUCCGGGUCGUGGGAGUGAAACUACAGGACCAGCAGGUUGUGAUCAAUUACUUGAUCGUCAAAGGGCUGAAGUACAAUCAGGCUACACCCACCUUCCACCAGUGGCGAGAUGCCCGUCAGGUAUACGGCUUAAACUUUGCGAGCAAGGAAGAGGCCACCACCUUCUCCAACGCCAUGCUGUUCGCCCUGAACGUCAUGAACUCCCAGGAAGGAGGCCCUUCCACCCAGCGCCAGGUGCAGAAUGGCCCCUCUCCUGAUGAGAUGGACAUCCAGAGAAGGCAAGUGAUGGAGCCGCAGCAGCGUCCCGAGUCUCUGGAGAGGAGGGCCUCAGCCACAGGACCCACCCUCCCACCUGGGCACCCCUCAGUAGCAGCCAGUGGGCCGCUCUCGUGUAGCGGGCCUCCACCCCCGCCUCCGCCCCCUGUCCCACCACCACCCACAGGGGCCACCCCCCCACCGCCACCACCACUGCCAGCAGGAGGCGCGCAGGGGGCCAGCCAUGACGAGAGCUCCGUGUCGGGACUGGCCGCCGCCCUGGCUGGGGCCAAGCUGCGCAGAGUCCAGCGGCCAGAAGAUACAUCUGGAGGCUCCAGUCCCAGCGGAACCUCGAAGUCGGACCCCAACCGGGCGAGCAGUGGGGGUGGAGGAGGAGGCCUCAUGGAAGAAAUGAACAAGCUGCUGGCCAAGAGGAGGAAAGCUGCUUCCCAGACCGACAAGCCCACAGAUAGAAAGGAAGACGAGAGCCAAACGGAAGACCCCAGCACCUCUCCAUCUCCAGGGACCCGGGCAGCCAGCCAGCCUGCCAGCACCUCAGAGCCCGGCCGGAAGCCCUGGGAGCGGAGCAACUCGGUGGAGAAGCCCAUGUCCUCCCUGCUGUCCAGAACCCCGUCUGUGGCAAAGAGCCCCGAAGCUAAGAGUCCCCUCCAGUCUCAGCCUCACUCUAGGAUGAAGCCGGCCGGGAGCGUGACUGACAUGGCCCUGGACGCCUUCGAUUUUGACCGGCUGAAGCAAGAGAUCCUGGAGGAAGUGGUCAGAGAGCUUCACAGGGUCAAAGAGGAGAUCAUCGAGGCAAUCAGGCAAGAGCUCAGUGGGAUCAGCACCACAUAA